This is a messenger RNA of Ruditapes philippinarum (Manila clam), 3628 nucleotides long. Its product is annotated as octopamine receptor 2-like. The record is from RefSeq and is a predicted model, not a curated record. Gene Ontology annotation, cellular component: membrane. The transcript has 2 exons. Gene Ontology annotation, molecular function: dopamine neurotransmitter receptor activity, coupled via Gi/Go; G protein-coupled receptor activity. Gene Ontology annotation, biological process: adenylate cyclase-activating adrenergic receptor signaling pathway. Lineage: Eukaryota; Metazoa; Mollusca; Bivalvia; Venerida; Veneridae. The coding region runs from base 1212 to 2879 and encodes 555 amino acids.
CGAUCGGCGCGUUCGCAGACGAUUCAUAGCACGCGCGGCGUUAUUGGCGUUCGUUUGCUUUAAAAGCAUAUUGAAGAGAGAGCGAGUGAAAAUAACUCUGACAUAGAAUAGAAGCUUACAAUAUAAUUGAUCAGGAAAGACGUUUAAUAAUACAUUGUUUUUGUUUUCUUCUGAAAAUACAAAUUCACAGAUGACAGUCAGAUAGUAUAAGAUAGAUUGAAUUGCGUCAUUGCUGUUUCUUGGGAAAUCUUUAGCAUAUUCUAAAGGCAUGAAACGUUAAUUGCGUUUUGCAACGAAAGAUUCAAAAGUGGACUUAUUCAUUUUGUUAUUCGGCAUGCAGGAACUUUAGAAACUUUUGCUUACUGGAUUGUUUGAUAAAGGAUAACAAAGUGAUAAAAAGAACUGAAAAAGGUCGACUUCAUAUGUGUUACUUCGGAGGCUUUAAGGAGAUUGCUAGAAUAUUUUUAUCAUUUCUGAGUACUAUGACAAAUAAAAAAUAGUCAUGUGUGCAAAAUGCGGACAGUUAGUUGGCCAAAAACCAUAAACAGUGGUCUGAAGACAUAACGAAUACGCACUUUAACAAGAAUAACUAUAAAGAAAGGUGACAUAUUCUUAAAGACGACUGUAAAUACCACAUACAGAGUUACUACAACAUUAAAGCAAUUGAUUACUGAAAAGUAACAACUUAGAUAGAUGAUUAAUAUUGAAAUUCCUACUUACGAAUCUAGCACAUCUCGUUUUGAAUGUAAAACAGACCUAUUUCAUAAGAAUUGCUAAUUAUUUGGAAACAACACAGGAUUAUUUCCUAGAAUUCAAGCCGAGUGUUAGAAUAAUCACUAUUUAGUAAGCAUCAAAUAUUGAAGUAUUCCCUAGUGUUACGCCAAGGAAGAAAGCGAUGUUGCUGAAUUAAUUCACAAUCUAAUUAUACAAUGGUUCUAAAAACGAGGGAAUAGUAAUACAAAUCGGUAAUAUUGUGAAACAUUUAAACCCUAUUGAUACAAAACUAAAACCGAUUAUUCAAUAAAGUAGCAAUCAGAUUGUUGGAACUUUUGUAAUAAAAUGCAAUAUAUGUCGACAAAGGAAUAAUAAGAGAUAAAAAUCCCAAUGUGCUGAAAGAAAAUGAAACAAUAAAUGUGAUUUAAAUCGCACUAGACGCUUUCAGAGGGAAUCGUUAUAAAAUCUGAAACAAUAUUCAUGAUAAACAAUUCCACAUGGUAGCGAAAAUGGGAUCAAGCACAAUGAAUAGUUUAGUCUCGCUAAACGAGAUGGGACAAACGUCUGAAUAUGGCAUGGAAAUUGCAAUGAAUUCGUCUUUAUCGACACACGUGUGCGGCUCUAAUAGUUCUAUGUGGUUAUUAACUUCGCCAGUCUGUUCGACAAAAUACCACUCAAUAGUGACUUUCUUAGUGGUAGCUUUUAUCUUAAGUGUUAUUACCUUCAUUACCAUAUUUGGUAAUUUGUUAGUUCUAGUUGCCUUGUACCGUUUCAAAAAACUUCGAUCUAUGUCAAACUGCUUGAUUGGUAACCUUGCCGUAAGUGACCUGUUGCUUGCUUUAUCUGUGCUGCCAAUAUCGACAACAUAUGAUGUUCUUGGAUACUGGAUAUUUGGUGAAAUAAUGUGUACGAUAUGGUUAUGUAUUGACGUGCUUUACUGCACUGCUUCGAUAUGGGGAUUAUGUACAAUAGCUGUCGAUCGAUACACAGCAACGGUAUAUCCAGUAUGGUAUCUCGAAAAGAAAUCACCAACAAGAGCUUUGGUUUAUAUCAUAUUUGUCUGGAUGUUCUCAAUAAUUGUUUCAGUGGCUCCAUUUAUCGGUUGGCGAGAAAUGAUACAAGGUUUUUAUCAAUACGAUUUUGAAAUAAAUAGACAACAUUGCGUUUUGUUUAUGUCCAAGACAUAUGUAGUAUAUAGCGCAAUGGGUUCAUUUGUUAUUCCAACCGUACUGAUGGUUUUUCUUUACGUCAGAAUUUUCAAUGUUCUUCGUAAACGUACACGGUCAAUGCAGCCAAUGAGAAAACGGGCGUUUUAUCCAUCCGAAAGUGACUUUGAAAGCGAGGCUCAUGGUUUAGACGAACCUGAAAGCGAUGAAAGAACGGAAGUUGAACUUAAGGCAGCGUCAACACAAACCGCUCCACUGAAUUCUAGUGGACAAAACAAAGCUGAAAACGGUGCAAAACCAAAGUCUUCAACCAAUGGGCAUGCGGUUAACUUUGCUGAUGCAAAUCAAUGUGGCCGACAAAACAAUCAUAUUAAUUCCGACACAUAUGCUAAUGAGGAAAAUGAAAAUGGACUUUCUAGACAGCAUCUCAAAAUCGAGGUCACUGACUUCACUGAGAAUGAUAUCUCAAAUACACCACAAACAAAGACCUCAAAUCUAAGCAAAAAUGAUACAUCUUUAAAAAAGAAGAAUUGUAAUUUAAAAGUAAAUUACGAAAGUCAGCAGAAUGGGAAAAGCCCAAGCCAUGUGUCAAGAAAAAGUUUCAACGAUGAAUCUUCUGAACAUGAAUGUGAAACUAGAUAUUUGCGUUCCCCCAGAACAAGUAAAGCAACGUUUUUUCCAUGGAAACGAGGAAAUUCGGGCACAAUGAGUGUCAAACAUAAAUACGAACUCCGCGAACGACGUGCAACUAAACGGAUGGCGAUGAUUAUGGCUUGUUUCUGUUUUUGCUGGUGGCCUUUUCUUUUCAUGUACACUAUAAGAAGUUUCUGUGAAAAUUGCCCAAUUGAUGCCCAUUUCCAAGCGGCUAUCAUCUGGUUAGGCUACGCCAACUCUAGUCUUAACCCAAUCCUAUAUACAAUUUUCAACGACGAUUUUAGAAAAGCGUUCCAUAAAAUAGUGUUUUGUAAGAAAACUACACACAACAGACGUCAUAGAUAAUUUGUUUAAAUUUCAUGUGUCUCAUAUAUUUAAAGAUAUAUAUAAAUUUUAAAUAAAAUGUCUUAUUUUAACGAGAUUGCCAUUAUAGUGCUAUAAAUAUAGAAUAUUUUUCAUAUAUACAUUGUACAUACAUAUUGAAAUAUAAUUGCUUCUUUCUGUCUAAAUUGUUUUUAUUUUCACGAAAACGACAAUAAAAUUUCAAAACAUGAAAUGCUUUUUAACGGAUGUCUUUAUACUGACACGAAAAAUACGGUUCUAUGUUGCUGGAAAUAGUUGGUAUCCAUAAAAUUGUAAUAACCAUUCAUUUCAGGCGACAGACUUAAAUGCUCGAAGCGUUUUGUAAAGGAAAUCACAUUGUUGAAUCUUCGUUUCAAUGUUGUGCCUGGCUCACGGCUAUUCUAAUUUUGAUGUUUUUGUAGGUCAAGUGUUUAUGAGACUUCUGAUCAAAAUAAAUAAUUAUCCAUCAUUUUACAAGACUGAUUCUUAUUUGGCAACGUUUAAAAUGUAUGUGCAGAAAAGGGAAAAGAAAAGAAGGCAAUGGAUAAAUAUCAACUGGUAUUAACAGUAACAAGACGGUAGUGAGUUCUUAUAUCAAUUAGUGGUUUAAGUCGUACUAUUGAACAUCAAAAUAAAACCAUUAAAACAAUUUUGGCAUAUGAAAGGAAAAUGUCAAUCAGUUGUAUGUUAAAACAUCAUCUAAAUAUGGAUGAAUUGAAUAUAGUAAUACAAAUCAUUGUUGUUUAUUUAUA